Hevea brasiliensis (rubber tree) is the source of this 603-nucleotide messenger RNA. RefSeq names its product probable aldo-keto reductase 1. NCBI's taxonomy places the organism in Eukaryota, Viridiplantae, Streptophyta, Magnoliopsida, Malpighiales, Euphorbiaceae. Gene Ontology annotation, cellular component: cytoplasm. The record is from RefSeq and is a predicted model, not a curated record.
AUGAAAUCUCGGUUGAAAAGAAAAUGCUGUGAGGCUAGCCUAAAUCGUCUUGGAGUUGAAUAUAUUGAUCUCUACUGCCAACCUCGCAUUGACACCUCAGUAUCAAUAGAGGACACGAUGGGGGAGCAAAAGAAAUUAGUGGAAGAAGAAAAAAUUAAGUACAUUGGAUUGUCUGAAGCAAGUCCUGACACAAUAAGGAGAGCGCACGCAAUUCAUCCCAUUACUGCAGUGCAAAUUGAAUGGUCACUUUGGAGCCUUGACAUCGAGGAAGAAGUAAUCCCACUUUGCAGGGAACUUGGAAUUGCAGUAGUUCCUUAUAGCCCUCUUGGUCGGGGUUUUUUCGGUGGCUAAGCAGUUGUGGGAGGUCUGCCUUCAGUGACCUUACUGUGUACCUUUAAGUUUGUUAAUACACCACUGCCUAAAAUUAUCCAAGCUGCACCUGAUAUACAUGUGGGAGCAAGAUGGGUUCUUGAGGGAAGUGAUAAUGGCGGAUCCAGUUGGCAAAUUUUGGAUAAACAGAUUUCUCAGGUUUCUGCUACGGGCUGGGAAGAACAUUUACCAAAUAAUCGUAGAACAAGAGAAUUGGAAAAGAGCUGCUUGUAA